Molecule: messenger RNA, 3931 nt
Organism: Blepharisma stoltei
Lineage: Eukaryota; Ciliophora; Heterotrichea; Heterotrichida; Blepharismidae
Source: the annotation of a GenBank genome assembly
AUGAAAAGCCUUACAAGCUUUCUGGCCUUUAUGUGACUCGCUAUAGGAUAUUCAUACAUGAUUACCAAAGGUAGCUACUUAUAUCCUGGAAAAAUUAGCUGAUGGAAAGAUAGUUGGGCUCCUCAUCCUAUUGAGCUCUCUCAAACCAAUUCUGGGACUGCUGAUGCUACUGUGACUGUUCAUUUCAGACCUAAAACAUCUUUACCUACGACUGGGAAUUUGGGAUAUGCUAUUGUGACUGUGCCAUCAACUUUCUCAACCACAACAACUUAUACUUCUAGCUCUAUGGCAAUUAUAGCAAAUAGAGAUAUAGAAAAUUUUCCAUAGAUGGCGCUAUUUGCCCUUGAUUUGCCCAUAAGGAAAAUUUUUUGGAUUGACCAAACAAUAUGGUACUGGCUGAACCAAAAAAUUUCCCUAGUGGGCAAAUCAAGGGCAAACAGCGCCAUCUAUGGGAAAUUUCUAUACUUCAUUUUCAUUUACACUGUCAACAGAUUUACCUUCUGCCGGAGUUUAUGGACCUUUUCAAAUAGUGACUAGAACUUCAGCUAAUGGGCAAAUUUAUGAUGCAAACUACCUUUUUGCUUAUGUAGCAGUGUCAGCCUCAGUUUCUACUCCUUCUUCUGGCUCUUUGGCAGUAGACACAGUCACUUUAACCUCUACCUCAGCAGUUGUUGGCUUAUCAGAUGGGCUUUACUUUACUUUUGAAAUUCCUGCUGGCACAAAUCUUUGGAAACACGACAUUUUUGAAAUAGUCCCUGACAGCCGCUGGACAGUUACUUCAAGCCCGACCUGUGCUUCUGUCGAUCUUUCAUGCACUAAUAACUAUAUAAAAGGUCCUAAAGGAGACAAUAGCUUACCUUGUGCAGUAGCUCAGUCUGGAGGAGCAAAUGGAGGGUAUAAUACUGUGAAAUCAACCUAUGAUGCGGAAAACAGUAUUUAUAUAUAUGGGCUUUCUCAAGAUUUGAUAGCACGAAUAAAUAGCUGCAGCCUUGACUCACAUUCUCCUUACUCCCGCCUCUAUGAGUGAACAAGAAAAUUGGAAAUCCCUACCAAACAAAUUAUUUUUUAAUAUAUAAUAAUUAUUAUAAUAAAAUCCUUAGCUUGAAUUUUAAAACAUAAAUUUUAUUAAAUUAAAUUAAUAUUUACUUAUAAAAAGUAGUCCUAAACUUAAUCAUAAUCUUAAAAUGUGAUUAUAAAUACAAGUUACCAGAUCAAGCUCCAAGUUUUUAGUUUUAUUCUCCCUCUUGCAGCUAUUUCAUCAUCCAAUUUCAGUUGAAAUCUGAAAAUCUGGAGAUGGGGUACUUCUAAUUUGCUUGCUCAAUUUACUGGAACUGGACCACUAACACCAGUUCCAGGAGUUGUUACAAUUGACUCAUGGAUUCCUUAUAACACUAAUUUAGCUCCAACUGACAUCCCAAAUAAUGGAAAUAGAUUUUAUAUCUUUACUAACAUCCCCUUCCGUUAACGAAAAAAAAUUUUGGUUUUCUCGUGUAAGGGGUGAAUUUUUUUAAAAUGUAGCUGUUUAAAAUUAAAUAAAAUUAGCUAGAGAAAUAUUAUAAUAAUUAUUACUUUUAUAGCAACAAUAUUUUUUCAUAAACAAUCUUUAUAUUAAAAAAUUUUAAUAAGCUCCUCAAAAAAAUGGACUUUUCCAUGGUUUGCUCGUAAUGGAAGAGAUGUAAGCUGACUUUUCAUGCUGCCCACACAAUUGAAAAUGGGAAAAUCUAUAUACACUUUAACGACAAUGCAGAUGUUUAUUCUGGAUGCUGGUGGUUCAAUUAUAGAGAUCCAAAUAGCUGUGCAACACAAGGCAAAUGCUAUAUGAAUACCUACAUGCAUAAUGUUUCAUGUGGACUUAUUGGUCACUCGGUGGUUAUAACUCUAUCCAAUGGCGCUACUUUAUCAGCGAAUUCAGCAAUAUCAAUCACCUUAUUAACAAAAUUAUACCCAGGGGCAGGAAUUAACGAAAUAGCAACUUAUGAUGCAACUUUUUCUACGAUUAUUGAUAAAUGCACGUCUAUAUAUAUGUGGGAAUUUAACCCUUCGAAUUUGAAUUAUGUAAGCAUGAGUAAUUUCCAAUUUUUUGCAAAUGAUACAAAUAUCAUGCCUCCUGAUGGUAUAUUCCCUAUAGGAAAACAAAUAGGAGGAUAUGAUCAAUAUUUAAUGUGAUAUAUUAAACCAGCAACUAGUUGGGAUAUAACAACUAUAUUGAGAGUCAAUUUGCCAUUUUCUAGAUCAGGUGUUCAGCUACUUCAAAGCUAUAUAUAGCCCCUGAAAUAUUUAGAUCAUUAUUGCCUACAUUUUAAUUUUCAAAAUUCAUUUGCACUUGCCAGCUUUUUUGAAAAGUAAAAACGAAGAUGACAAAUCUCCGUUUAUGGUUUUAAGGUGCCUAAUCAGACUUAUACUGUAUAAGGCAGGUGUCCUGUACCAUAUUUUUUCUGGUCGGUAUUCUGCUGGAUUAUAGAGAUCUAUUAAGGUGCAUGAGCUAUAAGCCCAUCCGCCCAAUAUUCUGAAGCUAUAUUAACCGCAAGUGGAGGGAAACUUGAGUCCUCUUUCAAUGCACAUAACUUUUAUCCUGGAAAUCCUGGAUCUAUUUCUAUCUUCUUUACUUCGGGAAAUUACCCUACAACUACACAAAAUCCAUUUUUCGCGUUUUCAUUUGGGAAUGCCGGAGAUAGGUCGAUCGCAUUACCAUUUGUAAGUUCAAAUGUGGCUACUUUUUAUGAGUGUUGGGCAAAGGCUACAUCUUCAACAAGUAAUUCAAUAACUGAAUUUUCCAGCUAUGUUUUCUCAGUACUUACACCACAAUUUGAUUCUAGUUUAACUUUUAAUCAAUUAUGCUAUAAUAAUUUAGGUGGAAUUCCAAUUUAUGCAAAUUAUCACGCUUUGAAUAUGGAUUUCGACUUCGGGGAUACGACAAAUCAUUAUUACCUAGAUGUUGUAUUUGAUGAUAUAAGUCCAAGCGACAUAUGACCUGAUGCUAUUGACGGUGGGCAAAUUCCUGCAACUUCAACCACGCCUGGGGUUACUCCAAAGGUGACUAUUAGUGCAUUGACGGCAACAGUGACCAUUUCUGGGCUUGGAUUUGUUAACUCAGGUGAGUCAGUCAAAAUAUUGCUGCCUAAUGGAAGUGAUACAAGUACAGGCUAUUAUACAACACAAACUUUCUAUUAUCUCGUAGAUGGAGCUGAUCCAGUCAAUAAAAUGAUUCUAUAUACUGGAUCAAGCUCAGGUGUCACACUUUGAUUUCCUAAUAAUUUUACUUACUUACUUACUUACUAGGUGUUGAAGGUGUCUAGUGCCCACUCCCAUAAUUAAAUAAGAACUAAGCCAACUUGUGAUGCCACUGAGCCAUCUUGGAAUCACGGUGAUCAGCCCACCGACCAAGCCUUUGACGAAGCUCCGCCUUCAGUCAGCCGCACGUCUCACCAGACCUAUUUCCGUCGCUCUCCCUGGCUCAGCUCCUGCACGUGUUCUGUCUAAGGGUCAUCCUCCCGUGGGAUGUGCUGAGAGGAAAAACCUGAGCCUCUUGAAUGAACUGAGGAGCAGUUCCUCUGGUUAUCCCCAGAGUUAAAAGGCUAUUGCUGUGCAGAAGUUCUCGAGGUAAAAAACCCCAACCCCAUAAAUAAAAUUCGAUGAGGGAGAAAAAUUAGCAGAGCUAAUUUCUCCCUAACCGAAUGCCAUUUUAUUUAUUCCUACUAAUUUUGCAACAUUAGAAGUAACAAGUCCUUCAAGUGGAGAUUACUUUGUUGGGCAAGCUUCUGUUACUACAAUAAUAUCCGCAAAAGAUGACACUUUGUUAAUGCAAGACAUAAAUCAAGGCUGGAUUGGAAUUGGAAUACCUGCAGGCUUUACUUCUUCGUCUACUAAAUUGACCUUAGGCUCAGCUUCUGCAGACAUUUAUAGUGUCAGUUCUCAAGUAGUUCAUUUAUAG